Messenger RNA from Paramecium tetraurelia, 495 nucleotides. RefSeq lists its product as uncharacterized. The transcript is spliced from 2 exons. Lineage: Eukaryota; Ciliophora; Oligohymenophorea; Peniculida; Parameciidae. The record is from RefSeq and is a predicted model, not a curated record.
AUGUCUGAAAAAUCAGUGGAGUUAUAAGCAGAAGGAAUUUUAUUAAUUUGUUUCUUCUGCUCACUUUCAAUUAUUAAGAUUAAGUACAAGGUUUAUUUUAACCUUGGCCUCUUUAUCUCAUAAUUAUUGAUAUUAUUGAUUCAUUAUAAGGAUGGUGCAAUUGCAUAUUAUACUAUUUUUUAGAGUUGCAUGACAUUUAUAGUUCAAUAUCAUUUUUUUUGCUAGGAUUUAGAUUGUUAUGUUGCAUUUGGUAUUGUAGAUGUUACAUAAAGAAAUCCAGCUUAAGAAGCUAAAAAUUUUGUUGAUGACAUGAUUUCUAAUAAAUUGGAGUCUAAUGGAGGAAGAGGAAAUGUAUAAGUCUCUGAAGAAACUAAGUAAUUACUAGAAAAAUCAUAUCCAGAUCAUCUCUUAUCAAAUAUUUAAUAUAAAUUUAUUAAUGUCUUAUAAGAUUUAUUUGAAUAUUAUUUUAAGAUCUAUUUUUUAAGAUUAUUUUGA